AUGUUCAUCUCCUCUCGAGAACCCUACAGUAGGUCGGUGCAGCGACGGCUACUCUGCGUGUGUGCUAUGGCGCUGCUGUGUUGUGUGAUGCUCACCGAUGCCGCCGCCCCUGUGUACGACGCCACCGCUGUGCAGAUUCUUGUGGUAAACACGUUUGAUAGCUCCCUGCGCAGCUCUCAGGUGCAGGUGUGCGCGACGAUGGGGGGCGUGCUAGUGCCAGAUGUAUCGGACGCCAUUCACCUGGAACUGCUCAACAAGAUGGAGGAGGUGGGUGUCACGAGCUACUGCGGCUACCUGGGCGGCUCCACGCUUCUUUCGUCCACGGCCUGCACAACGUCCAAGGCAACGUUGGACUGCAUUUGGUAUUGGGACCAGGGGCGGUACCACGGCAUUGAGAAUGCCUAUCCCUUUUACAAGGGCAACUCCUACCCGGCCUCGGGAGGCAACGGCGGUUUGAGUGGCGCAGGCAUGAUCAGCACAGCCUCGGAUAACCACUGGACGCACAAGGACGGCAUCCAAACAUUUCCUGGGAAGAAAUACCAGCGCUACGCGAUGCUGACGCUUCCCCAAACGUAUUCAAGGGCGGGUUGGGUGGACAGCAGCGACACCUCAUUUUCAUACGGAGAAGUUCCCACGAACAGCUACUUUGCGAUGUGCCUUCUCGAGCUGGUCACUACAACUACGACGACGAGCACCACCACCACCACGACAGCAGAGCCCCCGGCUACUACUACCACCACCACCACCAUGAACCCUACCACCACCACCACGCAGCCAUCCAACACGAGCACCACCAACGGACCUGCCGAGGAGGAGGAAAGCAACCAGAACGUAACCAUGUGGGUCGGUAUCUCCAUCUUUAUCGUGCUGGUGGCUGGGCUCACUUUUGUCCUCAUCCUGUGCAAAGCUCGGGAAAAGGGCUGGUGCUGCUAUGCCCCCAAGGAGUCUGCUGUGGUGAUGUCAGUGGCCUCUGGCGCGUCGGUUGACCUGGCGGCGUCGCAGAGGGCAAACACACGCGUGUCAAGGCCUUCCAACCUCUCGUUGAACUCGUCCAUCUCUUCUAGCAGCAGCUGCGGGACCGUGCGCUCUUUCCACGCCGUCACACCCAAUAAAGACGGUAGGGGGCGCCGGUCCAUUCUCCGAAACGAUUACGAAGAAAUGGAGGUCUACCCAAAGCUCCACGACCCCCGCUCUAACACCAGAAGCACGUACUCCGCCACGAAAGAGGACUUCGACUCUAGUGCAAAGCAGGAUACGAUGCUUCUCCCGGGACCUGUGUUGUCGAGUGUUACGACUGGGCCAACUGCUCUAGCCGAACCUUCUUCCGGUACCCCGGCACUGAUGCGGAAACCGUCCCGGAACUGGCGGUCGUUUGAGUCGUCCAAUGCGGACAACAAGACCUCCCCGGGGCCACGGCUGCGCCGCACCACGAGCGUGAGCUUCCUUGACUAG
Molecule: messenger RNA, 1452 nt
Organism: Leishmania braziliensis MHOM/BR/75/M2904
Lineage: Eukaryota; Euglenozoa; Kinetoplastea; Trypanosomatida; Trypanosomatidae
Exons: 1
Coding region: 1-1452 (483 amino acids)
Source: RefSeq, a predicted model, not a curated record